This is a messenger RNA of Myxocyprinus asiaticus (Chinese sucker), 4827 nucleotides long. RefSeq names its product family with sequence similarity 168 member A (gene fam168a). The transcript is spliced from 9 exons. Lineage: Eukaryota; Metazoa; Chordata; Actinopteri; Cypriniformes; Catostomidae. Gene Ontology annotation, biological process: positive regulation of base-excision repair. The record is from RefSeq and is a predicted model, not a curated record. The coding region runs from base 178 to 978 and encodes 266 amino acids.
AAAAUCAACCGGAGGAGGAAACAUUCACAGAGGAGAAAAGAGUAACCCUUACCAACCCAUCAAGAUCGCUUUUAACCGGGAUCAUAGAUUGAACCUGGGAGAUCUAUCUAAACCAUAUCACACUGAUUUGCAUAUCCAUUCCUCCUACCUCCUUCAUUUGCCUUUCCCUCACUGAGAAUGGCAAGCGGGCAUCCCACUGACAAAUUCAGUUUUCUGUACCCAACAGACACCAGUCAGAACAUUAAGAGUAAGAACAGGCUGUCUUCCACAAUGAACCCGGUGUACAGUCCAGUGCAGCCGGGAACCCCGUAUGGAAACCACAAAAAUAUGGCAUACACAGGAUAUCCAGCUGGUUAUCCAACAACUGCCCCGACUUACACAGCCAACCUCUAUCAGACAGGCAGUCCAGGAUACCCACCAGUGCUGCUGGUGAAGCAAGCCUGGCCCCAGACGGCAUCAGCUCCGGGGCCCGGAGAAGGCUCCUAUGACCUGGCAGUGGACGCAGGCUCAGAAAGCAGGCAGUACCAAGCCUCAUCGACGGCAUUCAGAUAUACUGCAGGAACGCCUUAUAAAGUGCCACCCACUCAGACCAAUGGAGCCCCUCCACCCUACUCCCCAUCCCCUAACCCGUAUCAGACGGCCAUGUACCCCAUUAGAAGUGCCUACCCACAGCAGAACCUCUAUGCUCAGGGUGCUUACUACACACAGCCGGUGUAUGCUGCCCAGCCUCAUGUAAUUCACCACACCACCGUGGUUCAGCCCAACAGCAUCCCUUCUGCCAUCUACCCGGCUCCUGUACCCGCACCACGCUCCAACGGCAUGGCCAUGGGCAUGGUGGCCGGAACAACGAUGGCCAUGUCUGCUGGGACUUUGCUGACUACCCCUCAGCACACUCAAAUUGGAGGACACCCAGUCACCGUGCCAACAUACCGACCACAAGGAACACCUGGGUACAGCUAUGUGCCACCUCACUGGUAGAGCCCACCUGCCAAUCAUAUCUGGAGUCAAACAUUGUAUGCAACUACUCAAGUCUUACAUCGGCGCUCUGUACGCAACAGAGACGCGCCACAUCUGUUUGCAAGAACAAAAGAGAAAAAGUGCAAGGGUCACUUUAUGCAUUCUUACGUGUUUUGGUAAAAGCUGCUUUUUUAUCUUUUAUUUAAUUUUUCUGUAUUCUUCUCAUUUUUGGGGGGAUGAUGUUUUGCAUUAGGUUAUUUUAAUUCUCAUUGUUCCAUAGUUACUUCUGUACAAACUCCAGAAUGAUUUUCGACCAAUCACGCCUCUUCAAACGAUCUGUCUUUUGUGUUCAGUAUAAACGCUGGUGUGUAGGAAUGUACCGAUGCAAUAUCAGCACCCCUAUGGAUCAUAAUCAUCCAAUUAUGCUGCCAAAUUUUAUAACCUUUAGAUAUUAGCACAGGGUUUUAUUUUUCUUCUUCUUCUUUGGUUGUUUGUUUAUUUACAGUGGAUUUAGAUUUUUGGCCUUCCCAGUUUCUGCACAGAAAGUUUUUUUAUUUCUUUUUUUUUUAAGGACAUUGAAUUUCAUCAGUUUUCCCUAAUUUCAUUAAUCUUCUAUCAUUGAUAACAAGGGUGUCUUCCAGCUUGUAGCUGUUCAUGUAGAAUUGUAAGGAAUAUAUCAUUCGUAGGGCCGUGCAAACGUGGUUUAACCUUCAUUAGAAUAUCAAGUACAUACAGUAAUCUUAGUUAUUCACUAAAUAGAGAAAGUUUGCGUGAGCCAGUUACUUUAUAAGCUUAUGUGUCAAGCGUAAGCUUCUAAACUAUAAUGUGUAUAUUCGAUUUAUAUAAAUGUGCGCAUGGGUGCUCUCGCAGUGAACGUGGCGAUGCGGGAGCAUGCGUUGAUGGCGAAUUGCGCGAACACACGGUUUGUGGCGUGUGGCACUUAGCUGGGGCCUCUGGGUGUGAUGUCAUACCAGUGGCAUUAAACCUAAUUAAAAUAUGUGCCAACUUUGAGGCCAGACAGGAUGGAUGCUACUCUAAAGGAAUGAUUAGGAUCACAUCCAGGAUUUAAAGGGAUUUUAUCGCAAAGAAGACAGCACUAAAAGCAGUAGAACGUUACAAACGAUUGCUUAGUAGUUCACCCAAAAACGAAAAUUCUGUCAUUAUUUAUUUACUCACCUUCAUGUCGCUCCAAACCUGUAUGACUUCCUUUCUUUUGUGUAACACAAAGGUGAAGUUUAACAGAAAAACUUCUUUUGUGUUACAAGGAAGAACGAAAGUCAUAGGUUUUGACACGAGGAUGAGGAAAUGAUGCCAUAAUUGUCAUUUUUGGGUGAACUACUCAUUUAAUCUACAAUCUGCUCCAGGUUUAGAGUGGGUCUAAUCUAACCCCUGGUCCUCUGUGAAUUCUUGGGCCUAUAGGCCUGUAGUUGCACAGAUUUUAGGCAUAGAAAUGGAGUUGUUCAAUGCAAUAAUCAGAAUGGCCUGCUUGAAUGGCUUUUAAUUGUAAUUUACAGCAUUUUAGGGAGAGAAGAGAGAGAAUUUGAUUUCCUUUCCCAAGGGCCUCGUCUGUAUCCAUGACUAGUGUACUCAGAAGUGACAUAUCAAGUAUUCUAUGAAAUGUUAUCAUACUGAAGCAUUGCACAUUGACAAAUAGACAACUUAAUAACCAAUUAUACGGUACACUCUCAUAUUUAAUGAUGUAAUUAAGAAAAUCAAGCAUUUACUCUACAAACCAUUAGUCUUGAUAAUGUCUCUGGAAGUAAUAUUAUUGUCCGUACAAAACAGUAUUACUGUUUUUUUUAUUUUUUAUUUUUAAGUUUGUUGGCUAAUCAACCACUAUUUCGAUAUAGUUAGCUCAAAGCGGGGAGAACUGAUUCUCUGAUCUUAUGUGAAAGUUAUAACGUCUUGUAAUGCAUGUGUCAUGCGGGUGAAUGCAGUAUAGUGUAAUCAGAUGGAAACUAUGCCCAUAUGCAUGGUUGCAUCAUGUUAAAUUGCAGCUUAUGGAUUGCUUUAAAAUGCAUUACAUUGAAACACAUUUCCUUCGAUGUUCAAUUUAAGUAAAGGGAAAGAGUAAGGGCAUAGAGGAAAAAUGCACUUUGCAUAAAGAAAAUAUUACAGUAAAACAAAAUUACAGUAAUGCAAUAAUAAUAAAAUUAAAAAAACAGCAUAAAUUAAAGGCAGUGCAAGAAGUAAAUUUUUCUUCCUUUUUUAUUUUUAUUUUUAAAUUUUUUUUUUAAUUCUGCAAAUAAGGCAACAAAAAUUAAGUGUUCUAAAACAGGCUUCAUUGUCAUUAAGCAAUAUAUGAUUUCUUUUUUCUUUCUUUUGAUUUUUGGGGUGAUGUUCUUGACAAGUUUCGUAAAAUUCGCCUGCCCCUUCAGUAUGAGCAAAUCUGUUUGGCCAAAGCCAGUAUGAAUUAAAAAGCCUUUCUUUAUAUGUAAUAUUUUGACCUGGUUAAUUAAAUUGUUUAUUCAAAGGCCCAAUUGCACAUCAGUGUAGCUUACUAGUUACAUUUUGAUUUAUCAACUGCAAUAUGCAUAAUAUCAAGGCAUAAUUCAGAUUAGUCAUAAUUAGUCAUUAGGUCGUUUUCUCAUUUUCCCUAUGCCCUACUCUUUCCUUUUAUACUUUUAAACAGUAUUAUAGAUAACAGUGAACAUAUAUUUUCUGUAUGUUUGCAACAAAUCAUUUUGCAUUGCAAGACUUGAUUGAUGCGAUUGAUCACUGUAGUCGACAUAAUGAAACAUUCUCUGGUCUGAAACAAAAACAGACCGAUAUCCGACCUCGAAACUCUAGGAUUAGAGUCAUCGCAGAUGAUUUAAUAAAAGGUUGAUCCCGAUUGAAAGCAAGUUACCAUCCACUCUGACAUGUAAUUUAGGCGCUUUUUCCGUAAGUGUUAUUUAAAGUUUUAAUUAAUGAUUGAUAUUCAUUUUUCUUAAAUAGAAGAUCUUUAUAGUUGAUCUGGAGUGGAGUGAUACAGUCCAUGUGGUUGCGAGGCAUUUCAGAGCACAAGUCUUCAAAGGGUUUCCUCUUCCUGUUCAUUUAUUUCCUCAGUCGUCUUUCACUUCCACUUUUCAUUGAAAAGUAAAGGGGGACAGAGUUCGGCAGUCUGCGGCGAAGAAUAAAAUAGUUAAAAUGGCAAAUUAGACAAAAUUGUUGCAGUUGCUGAUGUGAAAAACAUUUCAACACGUGGUCAUCAUAGUUUUGUUCACCUAAAAAUUUAAAUUCUGCCAUAAUUUACUCACCCUCUUGUUGUUCCAAAACGCAAAAGUAGAUAUUUUGCAGAAUGUUCAAACUGCUUUUUCCAUACAAUGUAAGUGAAUGGGAAAGUACACAAAAGCACAUUAAAAGUAGUCAAUAUAACUUGUUACGUGUUUCAUAACCAAUCUUUAGGCGCAAAAUUGUAAUACAAGUAUGAAUUACUUUUGAGAGCUACAGUAACUUAAAUUGCAGCUAUCGUAUGGUUUCAGAAAACUUGGAAUAUAGUGCACAUAUAGUAUGGACUACUUUUUUUGUCACUUUUUGAGUUCAACAGCAUUCGUCCCCAUCCACUUUUAUUAUCUGGAAAAGAUUCUGCUAAACUUCUCCUUUUGUGUUCCACGGAAGAAAAAAAAACAUAUGGAUUUGGAACAAGUAAAUGAUGAUUGAUUUUUCAUUUUGGGAUAAACUAAUUCUUUAAUCCUAAAUGGUUGUUUCAGAAAGCUGUUUUUUUUUUUAUUAUUAUUAUUAUUUUUUUCAUUAUCAAUAAUCCAAUAUGUUUAUGCUCACCACAAAUUUCAGUGGGGGCUUUUGUUGUCUAUCUCCAUCUUAAAAUAGAUUGAUCGGUUUUAUUUGAUAUCAGGUGGUCUAUUAGGAAUCAGUAGUAAACAGAGUUAA